AUGUCCGGAUUGAAGACGACGGCAGUUGACCACUUCGAGUCUCUUGCCGCUAACUAUGAAGCGAGCACUGGCGGUGCCACCCGCAUGGUUGCCGUCCACCUUGUAUCCCUUGUCACCCCCUCCGUGGGCGAUUCCUCUGCCGUGAUCCUCGAUAGCGCAUGUGGCUCAGGCGUUGUUGCCGAUGAGAUCCUGAAGAAGUACCCUGCCGCCACCAUCCAUGCCGUUGACGCCGCCCCAAGCAUGGUCGGCAUCGCAAAGGCGAACCUCAAGGGUAAAGCCACCUCCGCCCCCGUCGAGUUCGGGGUGAUGCCCGGCGAGAAGCUCGAGUUCCCGGACGCCACAUUCUCCCACAGCUUCACCAACAUGGGCAUCAUGUUCUUCACCAACCCCGCCCAAGGCGCCGCCGAGAUCUACCGCACGCUCCGCCCCGGGGGCACGGCUGUCGUCACAUCCUGGUCGAAGCUGGGCCAUCUUGACCUGGUGUUCAGGCCAGCCCACGUGGCCGUUCGCCCAGAUGACGAGCCCGUGAAGUUCCCAUUACCGAAGGAGUGGGAAGACCCAGAGCACGUACGCAAGGUUCUCUCUGAUGCCGGCUUCAAGGACGAUGCGAUUGAGGUGUCGGCUUUGCCGGUGCAGUACGGCGCCAAGAGAAAGGAGAUGCUGCUGGAAUUCAUGAUGGAUAUGGGAGGGAAGCUUUUGAUUGGCGACUGGCCAGAGGCCGACAAAGACGCCUUCAAGAAGGCGGUAGCGGAGAAACUCGAGCAGGAGGCGAAGGAGUACACGAUGCUGAGUGGCGAGCCUGGAUUCGGGCUACCGAUGGAGGCUAUUGUGGUGGUUUGCAGGAAGUAG
Molecule: messenger RNA, 849 nt
Organism: Clonostachys solani
Lineage: Eukaryota; Fungi; Ascomycota; Sordariomycetes; Hypocreales; Bionectriaceae
Source: the annotation of a GenBank genome assembly